UGGAGGCGAUAUUGUAAACCCAAGAAUAAUUUCACACAUGAAAAUGGCGGCGAGUCAGGGAGGCGGAGAAGCGGCGUCGGCCUUGCAUGCCCAUCUGUACUGCAGCGGACCUCAAUGGAACCCCGGCGUACUCCCGCAUCAGCAGCAGCAGCAGCAUGGCCACAGCGCCCGGAGCCUGGAUCGCGCCCUGGAAGAUGCCGUGUGCUCGGGCGCUUUGAACCUCAGCGGCAGGAAGCUCAGAGAGUACCCCCGCAUGAGCUACGACCUUACAGACACCACACAAGCAGAUCUUUCAAAGAACAGGUUUUCGGAAAUUCCUCCUGAAGUCUGCCUCUUCGCCCCUCUUGAGUCACUGAACCUGUACCACAACUGCGUCAAGGGCAUCCCAAAGGCCAUCAUCAAUCUUCAAAUGCUAACAUACUUGAACAUCAGUCGAAACCUGCUGUCAGCGCUGCCCAAAUACUUGUUUGACCUGCCACUCAAAGUGUUGGUUGUGAGCAACAACAAGCUGAUGUCUGUACCAGAGGAGAUCGGAAAGUCCACACAGCUCAUGCAGCUGGACAUCAGCUGUAAUGAGAUCCAGACCCUCCCGUCUCAGAUGGGAAACCUCCAGUCCUUACGGGAACUCAACGUCCGCAGAAAUUGUCUGCAUUCUCUGCCAGAAGGCCUGGCUCACCUGCCGCUCACCAUCCUGGACUUCUCAUGCAACAGCAUCACAGAGAUCCCGCCCGCCUUCCGGAAUCUCAGGCAUCUUCAGCUGCUUGUUCUGGACAACAAUCCCCUGCAAUCUCCACCUGCACAGAUCUGUCUUAAAGGCAAGGUGCACAUCUUCAAGUACCUGCACAUGCAGAGUGGGAGAGGCGAGAAGAAGCCCGACAGCCUGGAGUUGGCGUCGCUGAGCAAACGUAGCCUCCCUCCACCUCUGACAGGCAGUACAGAGGAUUUUUACCCCAGUAAAAAUCACGGACCAGAUUCGGGCAUCGGGAGCGAAAGUGGCGACAAGAGACUUUCUGCAGCAGAGCCAUCCGAUGAUGACACGGUCAGCCUCCACUCGCAGGUGUCGGAGACGCCGCGGGACCUGACCCGGGCUGAGGGCUACACGCUGAGUGCCAAGCACAACUCGAAUCGGGAGUCCAGCGACUUUGCAGAUCUCAUGGUGGAGGAGGAGCUGGCGCUAACAGAGGGGAACACACACCACAACACCAGCUACGUGGCUUGUCUGAAGGAGCUUGAGAAGGUGCUUCAGAGUGAAGAUGAAGACCUUAAUGAAGAACUUGGUUCUGAGAAAGAGCAAGUUUCAGAUGAUGAGGAGAAGGUGGAAGACCUGGAAAUCACUGACCUAAGCAGCAUGGGGGAUGAGCUCCUGGAGCAGGAGCAUCAUCACAGGUUCCUCAGCCAUUCUGAAAACGGCACGUAUUCCAGACGAAGGCCACCCCCUGGAGCCUUUCGAAGUGCCUCUUUAGAUGAAGGAACCAUAAGGAAAGAUUUUACUGGCCAGGAUGGAGUGGAUUCUGCAGACUUUAGCACAGCGGUGUUUGGUUUAAAGCCAAGAUCAGCCUUUUCCAGAGGAAGUUGCCAGGAGUAUGGGCCUGGCUUCACAAUUCGAAGGAAACUGGAGCACAUCAGGGAGGAAAUGGAACAGAUCAAGCUUCUGCGACAAAACCUGGAGUCCAGGCUGAAGGUACUUCUUCCAGAAGAUGUUGGCACCGCGCUGUUGGACGGGGUGGUCCUGUGUCACCUGGCAAAUCACAUUCGACCUCGUUCUGUGGCCAGCAUACACGUACCCUCGCCGGCGGUGCCAAAACUGAGCAUGGCGAAAUGUCGCAGAAAUGUGGAGAACUUCCUGGAUGCGUGUAAGAAGCUGGGUGUACCACAGGACAAAAUAUGUCUGCCGCAUCACAUCCUGGAGGAAAGGGGGCUUGUUCGGGUUGGCGUGACAGUCCAGGCUUUGUUGGACUUGCCGGCGCUGAGGCCGACCCAGCUGUCCGCCGUGUAGCCCUCGUCGCUGCCCCGAAUCUCUCCAGCCCUUACUGGCGUCCGCCUUGCGGAGCAGAACCUUGGACUGGACCGCCCUGGAGCCUCGGUGUAGCACUGCAUCUCGGGCCGGAUUGGCGCACAGACCACGUACUUGAAGAUUGCUACACCCAGCUUACCCCCCUUAAUGUUUGUGGUGAGCAAGAAUGUUUGUCUGUAGCUGACUGAGGAUGGAGAAGAUAUUCACACUUCCCAUCUGUAUGAAGCCAUCCUACACGGUCCCUUUCUUAGGGGCACUGGUUUUAUGUGAGUGUGUGUUGGGGGUGGUAGGCAGGUUAAUACUACUGCAGCCAUAUUCCCCACCUAUCGUUUUUAAAAAUAAGCUUCUCUGAGGCAUUAGUCCGGGUUGUAAUUUCAAAGAUAGAAAGCGCUCAGGCUUCAUAUUCGAAUUUGGCACAUCACACAAAACUGACCCCAUAAUUCGAUCUGCUCUCUAUAAGAGCCACAUUGUUGAGUGCAGUGUUGUUGACUAGUAUCUGACAUUGGUCUUAAAGUGGCAAACUUCCACAUAGCCUUGUUUUGUACCUUCAGAUCAUUUUUAGUAAACAUCGUUGACAUGCUGACCGACUUGCAGAGCAUCAGGUCAGACUUUUUAGUCUCUCCUGCUGUUUGUAUUUUUUUAUUUUAAUGCUGAUAUAUGCUGAACUUUUUCAUACUCUGACUUGAAAUAUUCAUAACUUAUUUUUUAAGACGGUCUUUCAUGUGGUGUCAUUGCUGAUGUGUUGGUGUCAUUCUGUCUCGCUUCUGUUGUCGCGCUGCUGCCAGCGUGAUCAGCCCUCUAAUGUCAUUUUCAGAAACGACAAAGCAGAACGAUCAACUGUAGUUGGAGUCUAGGGGAUCUUGAUGCUGACAGGAACACAUGACACGGGAAGGGGGUGGGGGAUAUUUAUUAGCGGCCUAGAAGUUUUCAGGAACAGAGCAUGGUCAUGAUUGACACAAGAUAUGGAAAAAAACACACUGUGCCAUGUGCAACAGGAAACAUUAUACAGAAGAAAGUCUGAACAGGUAUCUGGGUCUGCUUAGAUUUAAUGGCAGAGAAGAAGAGCAAGGUGUCGAAUCAUCCCUUCAGACAGAAUGAGCUGGAUGGAGUGAUAUGCGGACACUUUCUUCCAGCUCUUUCAGCUACGACCCUCUCACCCUUUAAACAACGCAGUUCUGUAUUUCCAUUGUUAUAUACAAUCAUUUAUGUUUAGUAUUUAUACGCUUCAGCUGCGGGCCAGCACCCCAGCCUCGUGCUGCCUGGGAUAGUCUCUAGGCCCCCUCCUGCCACCCAGACCAGCAUAAGCGGUUACAAGAUGCGAUUUUCCAAUCCCUCUCCAUUGCUUUUCAAAAAAAACAAAAAAAGCCUUUAUUUGUGAAUCUAUGAACACAUCGUAUUCUUAACUUCAAACAUUUACUUUUUUCCCCUUUUUUUGUCUCCCUUUGUUCAAAUGUCACCUCCUGACCUUAUGAUACGAGGGUCAGCCACAGUUCUUUCGCGCUAAAGAACAUGGCUAGCACACAGCAUGGUCUGUCUGCAUGGUACAUUCACAUUUAUGUGAUGAACUCCAGGAUAAGAGGGCCGUUAUCCUUUGUUAUCCGUUAUCCAGGAGCCGAGAGAGAUGAGGAACUUUUAGAGAUUGGGAGGGAAACCUUUCUAGGUGUCUCUUUAGAGAUGUUCCUGUACAGACAAUCACGUCGCCGUCCCAUGUAGACAUCAUAUGUUCAUAUUUCAUAUCACACCUAAGACUUAACUUAUGCUGACAAAAUGAGGUGCUCUUCCAUCUACAAGCAGGUGAUAGCAGACUUUCUGAUGGUCUGCACCAAAGAACAACUAAAAUAUAAAUGAUCAAGUAGGCCAAUUGUGCUAGAAUAGUUGGUGACUCUCCAGGACCGAAUUUGACCACCCUUGGCUUAAUGAGAGUUGUGCCUUAUGUCCAGAUUUCAACACCUGAUACCAAAGUUUUAUUCUACUGAUCUUGUAGACCAAUGAUGGUAAGUUCACCCAGCUGAGUCUGCAUAUGAUCAAAGCUGACAUGCUAUUGUUACUUUAAUAUGGUUAAAGAAACAAUGUGAAAUACAUUUCAUGUGUAUAUUUUGUUUUAAAGGGCUCUUAGGAUUUUCUCUGGAUACAGAUCAACAAAAUACCACGCUUCACACAAAAACAUUCAACUUGACACGCAAGCUUGUGUGUUUCUCAGCCAUAAAUGCUAAUGGAUAAAUUCUGGGUUUUAUUAGUGAGGAGUUCGAAACAUAGACGAAACUGAACUCUAGGCUCAUUGUUUAUAAAUACUGAAUGUCAUGAUGGUGCCAAAAAGCACACAGAAACAAAAUGAGGUCCCAGACUUCUCUCGCUGCACAGAUGUUGAGCUUUGAAAUAACUGACGGUUUCCCAGUUGAUUUCCAGUGAAACUGCCAAAAUCGUCUCCCACUGCUGUUAACGUAGGAAAAAUCAAGUAUCUGUGCCCUAAAAUAGAAUAGUGAAACAUUUCAAAUGUAUCUUAAGAGUUGAGAGCUGACUUUGCUGGAAAUUGUCAUUUUGCCAACCGUCCCUAAAACCUUCUGUUUUUAAAUAUUUUUUUUUAUCCAAAUAUGGUCGUGUGCCACAUGUAAAUGUUUUCUGUAUAAAGUGUAGGAUGACUGUAGAAUGAAAAAUGUUUCACUGAUAAAGAUAAUUAAAAUAAAUGACUUUUCUUAA
Messenger RNA from Brienomyrus brachyistius, 4711 nucleotides. Its product is annotated as leucine-rich repeat and calponin homology domain-containing protein 2-like. The transcript has 19 exons. Gene Ontology annotation, molecular function: protein binding. NCBI's taxonomy places the organism in Eukaryota, Metazoa, Chordata, Actinopteri, Osteoglossiformes, Mormyridae. The coding region runs from base 38 to 1996 and encodes 652 amino acids. The record is from RefSeq and is a predicted model, not a curated record.